UCGAAAUCAAUCCCGUCGACUGUCCCUCCUCUCGUCGACGCCGUCCAACUCGCUCUCCCCUCCUCUCAUCUCCUUUGUUCGGUUGAAACACAUUUAUGAUGAUGUCUCUAUCAAGAACAGUGGCUCCUAGAGCUCUGAGAGCUUCAUCCGCCAUCCCAUACUCUCUGAUCCGUGCCGCACCCGCCGCCUCCAUCGCUUCAUCCUCCAGAAAAUCCGCCACAUCAGCAGUUACCCCUUCACCAGCAGGAGGAGAUGCCUCUAGACUACCAGUCACAGGCGGUGUUCGGCGCGAAGUUCCCCUACCGAGUCAGGAGCCCAAGCAAGGCGCCAUGCAAUAUGCCUUGACGACCCUGGAUCAGAUUGCCAACUGGGCUCGACAAGGCUCGCUGUGGCCUUUGACUUUUGGAUUGGCGUGCUGUGCCGUCGAAAUGAUGCAUUUGUCCACCCCUCGGUACGAUCAAGAUCGACUGGGAAUCAUUUUCAGAGCUUCUCCUCGCCAGUCCGAUGUGAUGAUUGUUGCCGGAACUUUGACCAACAAGAUGGCCCCAGCCCUGAGACAAGUUUACGAUCAGAUGCCCGAGCCGAGAUGGGUCGUCAGUAUGGGCAGCUGUGCCAAUGGUGGUGGAUACUAUCACUACAGCUACUCGGUCGUCCGAGGUUGCGAUCGAAUUGUCCCCGUUGAUAUUUAUGUGCCUGGAUGCCCACCUACCAGUGAGGCUUUGAUGUAUGGCAUCUUCCAGCUCCAGAAGAAGAUGAGACACACAAGAAUUACCCGAUUAUGGUACAGGCAGUGAAAGGAUGACGAGCGGAACAAUUCAGUCGCUAGGGUGCAAUCUCUUACCCAUUAUCGUGGUGGCAUGGCGUUCUACUGGCACAACAUCCUAUCAGAGGUGUUUGACUGCCAUAUUUUGUACGAUGAGCUUCAAAAUGUACAGAGCUCCGAAUGGAUCAUUUCAUCUUGCA
This is a messenger RNA of Exophiala mesophila, 963 nucleotides long. Its product is annotated as NADH-ubiquinone oxidoreductase 19.3 kDa subunit, mitochondrial. The transcript is spliced from 3 exons. Gene Ontology annotation, molecular function: 4 iron, 4 sulfur cluster binding; quinone binding; NADH dehydrogenase (ubiquinone) activity. The record is from RefSeq and is a predicted model, not a curated record. Gene Ontology annotation, biological process: electron transport coupled proton transport; aerobic respiration; mitochondrial respiratory chain complex I assembly. The coding region runs from base 96 to 794 and encodes 232 amino acids. Lineage: Eukaryota; Fungi; Ascomycota; Eurotiomycetes; Chaetothyriales; Herpotrichiellaceae.